UAGUAGGUGUUCAGCCGAAAAGCGCUUAGAAAUAGUUAUAUGUGUUAGUAUGACUGACCUUAAGGUAAUCACAAAGUUAAACUGUAAGAUAUUUUGAGUUAAUUUCAGUCAUUACAUGUGUAAUGUCAUGACUCGAUGAUUCUUCUACAGUAGGUGUAGACUACUAAUAGUAAGACUAAGACUCAAAACCUCAUUCUCCUUGAUACUUAAGCAGGAUUGUUAUACGAAAGAAUCGACUGUUGGAAAAGACGAUCCAGUUCAGGAGUUUUAGGAAAUGAAAAAAUAAACCAACAAGACAAGAUGAACUCACGAACAGGGUCUUCUAUCCAUGGUCUUUAUGAACUUCUUGUUGAGACAGAACUUGUUCAUUAUUACAGUGCCAUUAAAAAUGAACUAAAAGUGACAUCUGUCAAUAAGCUUAGAUAUGUUCAAGAUGAAGAACUUGCAAACAUUGGGUUCUCAAAACUGGAGCAACGACGGCUACACAGAUACUUUCAGAAACAUUUGCCACCUACAUAUAUCAAUAAAAUUAAAAGUAAAAUCCUGUCAAAAUCUAAAGAAGAAUGUGAUCGAACCUCUACAAAUUUGUCAGGAUUAAAUAUCAACAAAAUUUCAAGUCCUAUCUCCCUGUCUACUGACAGGGUAAUUGCUAUUGACAACAUUGAAAUAAUAAAAGAUAUUGGAGUUGGCAUGUUUGGUGUUGUAAAGCAAGGGAUCUGGUACAAUGAACAUGAUGUUAAAAUACAAGUUGCCGUGAAGUGUAUAAACAAGAAAAUGAUUCGAAAUAGCUCUGCAGAAUUCUUGAAGGAAAUGAACAUUCAGUACACUUUAAAUAAUGAACAUAUUGUUCAUCUUUAUGGUGUUGUUCUUGAUUCUCAGCACUUAAUGAUGGUGACAGAGCUAGCUCCACAAAUGGGACUUCUGGAAUGUUUAAGAGAACCAGUAUUUCAGCAGAGACUGCCUGUUAAUACAUUAUGUGACUUUAGUCUACAAAUCUGUGAUGCUAUGAAAUAUUUAGAGAGUAGGAAUCUGAUACAUCAGAAUUUAGGUGCUCAUAAUGUAUUGAUAUUUGGAAAAAAUAAGGUAAAACAUUAGUGGAUGUAUUUGAU
Molecule: messenger RNA, 1109 nt
Organism: Limulus polyphemus (Atlantic horseshoe crab)
Lineage: Eukaryota; Metazoa; Arthropoda; Merostomata; Xiphosura; Limulidae
Product: tyrosine-protein kinase PR2-like
Exons: 5
Coding region: 301-1095 (264 amino acids)
Biological process (GO): protein phosphorylation
Molecular function (GO): protein tyrosine kinase activity; ATP binding
Source: RefSeq, a predicted model, not a curated record